This is a messenger RNA of Notodromas monacha, 417 nucleotides long. NCBI's taxonomy places the organism in Eukaryota, Metazoa, Arthropoda, Ostracoda, Podocopida, Cyprididae. The record is from the annotation of a GenBank genome assembly.
AUGAGGGACACCAAUGAAAUGGAAGUAUUUUCAACACCUGAAACUCACCUCGGAUCCAUCGUCCAGAAUUGGACCUUGUUCAGGCCGGAUUUUUCCAUCAAUGACGCACAAGGAAACACAGUUUUCAAAAUCACCGGCCCGUUUUGCACUUUCUCACUCUGCGGCGAAGUGGAAUUUUCCAUAUUCUCGGCAAGGAAUGGAGAGGAAAUUGGCAAAAUUAGCAAACAAUGGUCUGGACUCGCCGCAGAAGCAUUCACUGACGCCGACAACUUCGGAAUAGUUUUUCCCCAUGAUCUGGAAGUUGGCAUGAAAGCUGUUCUUCUUGCUGCUUUGUUCCUUAUAACCCAGGCAACGAGAUUUCAACAAAGAAUGCACCAGAUCAACGAACGUUUCACACACGAACUCUUCACUAUAUAA